Molecule: messenger RNA, 6495 nt
Organism: Macrobrachium nipponense
Lineage: Eukaryota; Metazoa; Arthropoda; Malacostraca; Decapoda; Palaemonidae
Gene: Mi-2
Product: chromodomain-helicase-DNA-binding protein Mi-2 homolog
Exons: 35
Coding region: 146-6334 (2062 amino acids)
Biological process (GO): negative regulation of transcription by RNA polymerase II; chromatin remodeling
Cellular component (GO): nucleus; chromatin
Molecular function (GO): chromatin binding; histone binding; ATP-dependent chromatin remodeler activity
Source: RefSeq, a predicted model, not a curated record
UCGCAUCUUUUGUCUGAAAAAGCGGCGACACUCAGGAGAUAAAUAGUUGCGGUCAAGCGCCCUCCUUCUUUUCGACCAGUUAUUCGAAAAAUUCUCUGCAAUAGUAUCAUAUUUUCGGUGAAUUCCAGCUGGAUAGCUAUUCAAGAUGCCAUCAGACAUAGAGGAAGAAGCUUAUGGAGACGAAGAGGAGCAAGAUGCAGAGGAAGAGGGUGAAGGUGAAGAAGAACAGGGCGACUCCAAUGAGGAGGAACAAGAUGAAGAGUGGGGAGGUGGGAAAAGAAAACGGAAGAAAAGCAAGAAAAGGAAAUCCUCGCGAGGUGACCGGGGAAGAAAAAAACGCAGAAAGAAGGAUGAAAGCGAGAGUGAAGGAGAAUUUGAAGAGGAAGGUGCUAGAGUUGAUUCAGAUUACCAGGAGGACACACCUAAGGGAAGAGGGCGAGGGAAGGGUCGGGGUCGACCAACUCCAACUCCAACUCCUGCCCAGGAGUCGGGUGGAGGUGAUCAGAUGCCUACUGUUGCAGAAGUUUGUGAAAGCUUUGGUCUCAAUGAUGUUGAUUUAGAAUAUUCAGAACAAGACUAUCAAACAUUUACAACAUACAAGUUAUUUCAGCAACAUGUUAGACCUCUCCUUGCUAAAGAAAAUCCUAGGGUACCUGUCUCUAAAUUGAUGAUGUUAGUGGCUGCUAAAUGGCGGGAGUUCACAGCUCGUAGUCAAGAGGAUGAGGAAGAAGAGGAAUUAGUGGAGGAAGAAGAACAGGAUCCUGAACCAGAACCUGAGCCAGAGCCUAUCCAAUCUACUCCAAAGGGACGAGGACGACCCAGAAAAGCUAAGAAUGAGGAGGAUGCCAUGGAAGAAUAUGAUGAUGAUGAUGACAGUUCCAGCAAAAAGAAGCGUGGAAGGAAGAGGACGACCACAACAGAAAGCAAAAGCAAAAAAGGUAGCAAAGUACCUACUCUGAAAAUAAAGAUUGGCAAGAGGAAGAAGGACACUUCGGUGAGUCUGGAGGAUGACUCCAGCCAAGACAGUGAUGCAGAAUUUGAACAAAUGUUAGCUGAGGCUGAAGAUAUGAACAAAGCAGAAGAUGAGGCUGAAUUGACUACCACAACAUCAAAGAAAAAGGCCAAAACAAAAAUUGGCAAUAAAAGCAAGAAAAAGAAGCGGAUGAAGGCUAAGGAUGAAGAUGGAUAUGAAACUGACCAUCAGUCUACCCCAAAUCAGGAUUACUGUGAAGUCUGUCAGCAAGGAGGAGAAAUUAUCCUCUGUGAUACUUGCCCCAAAGCAUAUCAUUUGGUAUGCCUUGAACCAGAACUGGAGGAAGCACCAGAAGGGAAGUGGUCUUGCCCCAACUGUGAGGCAGAGGGAGUCAAAGAUGAAGAUGAACAUAUGGAGUACUGUAAAGUGUGCAAGGAUGGCGGUGAAUUGUUGUGCUGUGACUCUUGCGUGAAUGCUUAUCAUACCUACUGCUUAUCACCUCCACUCUUUGAGGUCCCUGAAGGAGACUGGACUUGUCAGCGUUGUGCGUGUGAACCCCUACCAGGAAGGGUUCAAAAAAUCCUGUUUUGGAGGUAUGUUGAUCCUCCAAAACCUCCAGAGGGAUGGAAAGAAAAAGUUGGUGAAAAGGCUGAAAAGUACUCAUUCAAACCAAUGAGGGAAUUCCUUGUAAAGUGGGUUGACAUGUCUUAUUGGCAUUGUUCAUGGAUAUCAGAACUCAUGUUAGAUGUCUACCACCCACAGAUGUUGAGGUCUUAUUUCAAGAAAUUUGAUCCGGAUGAGCCACCUAUUCCUGGCAUUGAUGAUGAUGAUGAAUUAGGGUCACAGAGGCGCCAUAAGAAGGAGUAUGAUCCUAAUUCCUUGGAAGAGAGGUACUAUAAGUAUGGUAUAAAGAGUACUUGGCUCAAGAUUCACCGUGUGUUAAAUCAUCGGACUUUGAGAGAUGGCACCAUACAAUAUUUAGUGAAGUGGCGUGACUUACCCUAUGACCAAGCUACUUGGGAAGAUGAAGAUGAAGAUAUAAUUGGUUUGAAGACCGCCGUUGAAUUUUAUCAUGAUCUGCGAGCGGCUUGCAAUGCUGAUAGUUUAGUGAGUAAGAAUAAGAAGGGCAAGAAAAAAGUUAAACCAAGAGCCAAGGAGUUGGGAGAUGAAGAUCGUGAGCCUGCUUCACCUCGACGCUACACACCACCUCCAGAGAAACCCAUGACUAAUUUGAACAAGAAGUGGGAUAAACAGCCGGACUAUAUUGAUAUAACAGGACUAUCUCUUCACGAGUACCAGCUUGAAGGUGUUAAUUGGCUCAGGUAUUCAUGGGGUCAAGGAACAGACACAAUUCUUGCUGAUGAGAUGGGUUUGGGAAAGACCAUCCAGACCAUUGUAUUUUUGUAUUCAUUGUAUAAGGAAGGACACUCUAAAGGACCUUUCCUUGUUGCAGUACCCCUUUCCACCAUCAUUAAUUGGGAGCGUGAAUUUGAAAUGUGGGCUCCAGAUUUUUAUGUGGUCACAUAUGUAGGUGACAGAGAUUCUCGAACAAUGAUUCGUGAGCAUGAGUUGUCAUUUGAGGAAGGUGCUGUUCGAAGUGCUUCCAAGGCAACGAGGAUUCGUACCACAAAUGUUAAAUUCAACGUCCUCUUGACUUCAUAUGAAAUGAUCUCUAUGGAUCAAGCCUGUUUGGGCUCAUUAGAGUGGGCCUGUCUGGUUGUAGAUGAAGCUCAUAGAUUGAAGAGUAACCAGUCCAAGUUCUUCAGAGUGUUGAGUCAGUACAAUAUUCAGUAUCGCCUGCUGUUAACAGGUACACCAUUACAAAAUAACUUGGAAGAACUUUUCCAUUUACUGAACUUCUUAGCUCCAGACAAAUUCAACGAUCUUUCAGCCUUCCAAAAUGAGUUUGAGGAUAUUGCCAAAGAAGACCAGAUUAAGAAAUUGCAUGAUCUUCUUGGACCACACAUGCUUAGGAGAUUAAAAGCUGAUGUGCUCUUGAACAUGCCUACAAAAUCUGAAUUCAUUAUUCGUGUGGAGUUGUCACCCUUACAGAAGAAAUAUUACAAGUACAUUCUCACUAGAAACUUUGAAGCUUUGAAUUCCCGUGGAGGUGGACAGCAGGUAUCACUGUUGAACAUUGUGAUGGAUCUCAAAAAGUGCUGUAAUCACCCAUACCUAUUCCCAGCAGCCUCUGAAGAGGCCCCAAAACUUGCAAAUGGCAUGUAUGCAACCAGAGAUCUAGUGAAAGCUAGUGGAAAAUUCAUUUUGCUAGAAAGUAUGUUGGACAAACUGAAGCGAGAUGGUCACAGGGUUUUAAUCUUCUCGCAAAUGACCAAGAUGUUGGAUGUGUUAGAGGAUUUCUUGGAGGGUUUGGGAUAUAAAUAUGAACGAAUUGAUGGUGGUAUUACUGGACAACUUCGUCAAGAAGCUAUUGACAGAUUCAAUGCUCCAGGAGCUCAGCAAUUUGUGUUUCUGCUGUCAACUCGUGCUGGAGGUUUGGGUAUUAACUUGGCCACUGCAGACACUGUUAUUAUUUAUGAUUCUGACUGGAAUCCCCACAAUGAUAUUCAAGCUUUCUCCAGGGCUCAUCGUAUUGGACAAGCUAAUAAAGUUAUGAUCUAUCGUUUUGUGACACGUAACUCUGUUGAAGAGCGUGUAACACAGGUUGCAAAGCGAAAAAUGAUGUUGACUCAUUUAGUUGUGCGACCUGGGAUGGGAUCCAAGGCAACUAAUUUUUCUAAGCAAGAAUUGGAUGACAUUUUAAGGUUUGGAACAGAGGAGCUUUUUAAAGAUGAAGAAGGUAAAGAAGAUGAGGCCAUUCACUAUGACAACAGGGCCAUUGAGGAACUUUUAGAUCGUAGCAAAGAAGGCAUUGAACAGAAGGAGAACUGGGCUAAUGAGUACCUGAGCUCAUUUAAGGUGGCGUCAUAUGUCACCAAGGAAGGUGAAGAGGAAGAGAUGGAGGAUGUUGAAGUUUUGAAACAGGAAGCUGAUAACACUGACUCCUUAUAUUGGGAACGUUUGCUACGCCAUCAUUUUGAACAGCAGCAGGAAGACCUCGCCCGAUCUCUUGGCAAAGGCAAAAGAGUUCGAAAGCAAGUAAGGAAAUUUUGUGUCAACUACAACGAUGCAGCUGAUGGACGGGAAGAUCUCACUUGGCAAGAACAAGGCUCUGACUAUAAUUCUGACUUCUCCAUGCCUUCAGACAAUGAUGAUGAUGGUGAAUUUGAUGAAAAGAAUGAAAGUGAAAGCCGACGUUCACGGCGCAGAGGCGAUCGCAAUGACCGUGAUAGACCGUUGCCACCGUUGCUUGCUAGAGUUGGUGGAAACAUUGAGGUUCUUGGUUUUAAUGCUAGACAGCGCAAGUCAUUCCUGAAUGCAGUCAUGCGUUAUGGCAUGCCACCUCAAGAAGCCUUCAAUUCCCAGUGGCUUGUCCGAGACCUGAGGGGUAAGAGCGAAAAGUGUUUCAGAGCCUAUACUAGCCUGUUCAUGCGGCAUUUGUGUGAACCUGGUAAUGAUAGUGCUGAAACAUUUGCUGAUGGUGUGCCCAGAGAAGGUUUAAGUCGUCAGCAUGUGCUUACAAGAAUUGGUGUGAUGUCAUUAAUACGCAAGAAGGUUUCAGAAUUUGAAAAUAUAAAUGGCCACUACUCUCUACCAGAGGCACUUAAUAAACCUAUUGAGCCUGUUGACAAAAGUAAUGGAACUUCUGCAUCUGGCACUCCAGCAACCAGUGUUACUCCAUCACCUGCUCCUUCUGUAAAGGGUGAUGUAGAAGAAAAAGAAGAGGAAAAGAAGGAAGAUAAAGAAAAGACAGAGGAGAAAGAAGAGAAAGAAGAAACAAAGCCUGAAGAGGAGAAGGCAGAAGUGAAAGAGGAGAAACCAACUGAAGAAGAAAAGAAAGAAACAGAAACAGAAGAACAGAAGAAGGAGAAUGGAGAGGUUGAAGAGAAGAAGGAACCUAUGGAACCACCCAAAACUGAAACCACCGAAGAGAAAAAGAAAGAGGAUACUGAAAAAACUGAAAAACCUGAAGUUGUUGAAGAGACUCCUAAAGAAGAAACAAAAGAAAAGGAGAAGGAAAAUGAAGCUGAAGAUAAAACUGAAAAGAAAGAGAAGGAAGAGAAGGCUGAAGUAAAAGAGGAGCCUGAGAUAAAAGAAAUAAAAGAAAAUGAAGAAAAAACUGAAGAGAAAGAGGGUGAGGCAAAGGCUGUGAAAUCAGAGAAAAAGGAAGAUGAAAAAGAAUCAGAGAAAAGUGAAGGAAAGGAGAAGGAAGAAAAAGAGGGCGAGAAGGAGGAGGAAAAAAAGGAGGGUGAAAAGAAAAAAGAGAUAGAGCCAGUUAGCAAAAGGAAGUUCAUGUUCAACAUUGCAGAUGGCGGCUUCACAGAACUGCACACCCUGUGGCAAAAUGAAGAAAAAGCUGCAGUUCCCGGACGGGAAUCGGAAAUUUGGCAUCGCAGGCAUGACUACUGGUUAUUGGCUGGUAUUGUUACUCAUGGAUAUGGUCGAUGGCAAGAUAUCCAGAACGAUAUCAGAUUUGCAAUAAUUAAUGAACCAUUUAAAAUGGAUGUGGGCAAAGGAAACUUUUUAGAAAUUAAAAAUAAGUUUUUGGCAAGGAGAUUUAAGUUAUUAGAACAGGCUUUGGUUAUUGAGGAGCAGCUGAGAAGGGCAGCCUUUCUUAAUUUGCAACAAGAUCCACAUCAUCCUGCAUGUACUCUUAAUGCAAGAUUUGCUGAGGUUGAAUGUCUUGCGGAAUCUCAUCAACACCUCAGCAAGGAAUCGCUUGCUGGCAACAAACCAGCCAAUGCUGUUCUAAAUAAGGUGCUAAAUCAGCUGGAAGAGUUGCUGUCAGACAUGAAGUCAGACGUAACCAGGUUACCUGCCUCACUGGCUCGAAUUCCACCUGUAGCACAAAGGCUGCAGAUGUCAGAACGUUCCAUCCUCUCCCGCUUGGCAUCAGGUGCUGGUAAUGUGGACAAGAGUGCUCAAGGGCCAGGUCAAAUCUCUACAACAUUCCCUGGAGGCUACACACCAACAGGCCAGCUCCCAGCAUUGGGCAACACAAACUUUGCCAACUUCCGGCCCCAGUAUUCCUUGCCAGGUGCCACCAGCGGACCAGGUGCACCGCCAGCUGUGCAGGUUAACCUCCAGAAUUUAGGGGCCAACCUACAUUUGCUUGCCGCCACCAACCCCCUCCUGGAUUCCUCCAUCAACCUCCCUCCACAACAACCACCUACCUCCCACACAGGCACCAUUUCAGCAGCUACAAGAGCCUCUCUGCUCCUUCAUCAGCAUCAUCAGCAGCAGCAACUUCAGCAACAACAACAACAACAAGAUCCAAAAAAUUUGAUUUAUCUAGAUUAAGAUUUUUGUUUUAUUUUUUUAUGUAUCAGACAUUUUUGUCAUUCCGUGAAUGUGGUCUAUGUACUAAUGAAGUAUAUGGUAUUUAUUAUCUUCUAAAAAAAGAUUUUCCCAAAGAUUGAUUUAGUUUUAUGUGAUAUGGUAAUAAAGUUUACCUACAAAAA